AAGAAGAAUAAAAAAAGAUAAUAUUAGGAAAGGAAGAUUAAAUAAUUAACAGGCAUUAAAUAAGUGUAGGAACCCUGCGCGGAGGAUGCGGCGCAGCCCGCCCGUGUCCCCGGGGCCGCCCCGGGCAUGAGCCGGGACCAGAAGCGGAGCCGGAGCGGGGCCGGCCCGGGCGAGUGAACUGGGCCGGGGGCCGGGCCGGGGCUCGGGGCCGCCUCCUCCCUCCUCCCUGCCCUGCCCAGCGCAGCGCAGCGCUCCGCGCAUCCUCCGGCAGCCGCGCCGAGCCGAGCCGAGCCGGGCUGAGCGCAGCCGCUGCGGAGCCGUGCGAGCGGGAGGAUGAGGGGCAUCCUCUGCCUCUGCACCCUGCUCCUGCUGGCAGGCAUGGCGGCGGGUGCCGGGCCCGGCAGGGACUGCCUGCAGGCGGGCGAGGCCUGCGCCACCGACCCCGUGUGCAGCGCCAAGUUCCGCACGCUGCGCCAGUGCAUCGCGGGCAACGGCGCCAGCAAGCUGGGCCCGGGCGCCAAGAGCCAGUGCCGCAGCACCGUCAGCGCCCUGCUCUCCAGCCAGCUCUACGGCUGCAAGUGCAAGCGCGGCAUGAAGAAGGAGAAGCACUGCCUGAGCGUCUACUGGAGCAUCCACCACACGCUGAUGGAAGGCAUGAACGUGCUGGAGAGUUCCCCGUACGAGCCUUUCAUCAGGGGCUUCGAUUCGGUGCGGCUGGCGUCCAUCACCGCAGGCUCCGAGAACGAGGUGACGCAGGUGAACCGGUGCCUGGACGCCGCCAAGGCCUGCAACGUGGACGAGACGUGCCAGCGGCUGCGCACCGAGUACGUGUCCCUGUGCAUCCGGCGCCUGGCCCGUGCCGACGCCUGCAACCGCGCCAAGUGCCACAAGGCCCUGCGCCGCUUCUUCGACCGCGUGCCCCCCGAGUUCACCCACGAGCUGCUCUUCUGCCCCUGCGACGACACGGCCUGCGCCGAGCGCCGCCGCCAGACCAUCGUGCCCGCCUGCUCCUAUGAGGCCAAGGACAAGCCCAACUGCCUGGCGCCCCUGGACGCCUGCCGGGACAACUACGUCUGCAGGUCGCGCUAUGCAGAGUUCCAGCUCAACUGCCAGCCCUCCGCGCAGGCUGCCAGCGGCUGCCGCAGGGACAGCUACGCUGCGUGUCUGCUGGCCUACACCGGCAUCAUCGGCAGCCCCAUCACCCCCAACUACAUCGACAACUCCACGGCCAGCAUCGCGCCCUGGUGCAGCUGCACCGCCAGCGGGAACCGGCAGGAAGAGUGCGAGAGCUUCCUGCACCUCUUCACCAGCAACGCCUGCCUGCAGAACGCCAUCCAGGCCUUUGGCAACGGGACCCACCUGAACACAGCCGUGGCCCCCUCCAUCCCCCCCACCACACAGCUGUACCAGCAGGAGCGGAACGCCAACAGAGCCGUGGGCACCCUCAGAGAGAGCAGCCCGGAGCACCUGCAGCCCACCAAGGUGGCUGCAGAGGAGAGGCUCCUGCGUGGCUCCACUCGUUUGUCCUCAGGCACCUCCAGCCCUGCAGCCCCGUCCUGCUGGGCAGCCCCUGAGCUGCAGGUGUGGCUGCUGCUGCUGCUGCUGCUGCUGUGCUGAGCCUCCCCUGAAGACAGGCAGGGCUGCACAAGCAGGCACAGACUCGCUUUGUCUUGGGCUCUUCACUGAACAGCCACACCAGUAACUGUUUCAGGAGGAGAGCAGGGAGAAGGGAGGGGAUGGGAAGGCAAGGUGAGUGCUGGGCAUCCCUUCCUCCUCUCACCUGCCUGCGGGUUUAUUUGAUUUUAUAUGAUCAGCAUUGUUGACAACCAGCUCAUUCUUGGUCCUGGCCACCUUUCCACACCACAGCUUGGUUGUUGUUUCUCCAGCUCUCUGUGGAUAGGGCUGGAGCCAUGGACAAUUUCCUUGGAAAAGUUGGAGGAGAGAGUUGAUCCAAGAAAUGGGAGCUGCAAAGGAAAUGUUUCUUCCUGCCCCAGCCAAGAGGGGAAAAACUUUUGAUGGAUGGAUGGAUGGAUGGAUGAUGAUGGAUGGAUGGAUGGAUGGAUGACCUGUCAGGAGGUUUCCUGAAGCCCACACUGGGGGCUCUGGACAGGACAUGUCGAGUGAUGUGGAGUUCAGAUGUCUGCAGGGUGCUCAGACCCUGAAGGACAACGUGCCUGGUUCCUUCAGACUGCAGAAACCACAACACUGGUGAGAAGGAGGUUUUGUUCACUGGAGAGGAACCUGAAGCUCCUCUGGGAAGGACCAAGUAACCAGACUCUGAACUGGCUGGCAGGGAUUAUCACCCUCUCCAAACCAUGGCCAGAGUGCAACCAGCAUCCAUGUCCCAGCUGACCCUGCCCUGGGCCUCCUCCCUGGGGAGCCCUGUGUCCUGUAUUGAUGAAUUCAGGAACAAACACGUGUGUUGCAUUUGGUUUACUGAUGAGUUUUUUGUGUCCAAACCCAAACAUCUCUAUCCACCCGUCCUGUACAGUGUUUGGGGCAUUUUUUGUCCCAGUAUUGUCCCACUCCAGGCAUCUGUCCCUCCAUCAGAGACCAUUGUGAGCCCGUGGGCAGGAUUUGAUGUGAGCCCAACACAUCCCACUCACAUGCUACCUGUUCACCCCCUGGUCAAUAGGCACAGAGUGUCUCCAGCCAAGGGAUUUCAUUAGGGAAGAGAGAGGAGAGGAGAGGUUUGCUGGAUACCACCCUGAAGACAGACAUGCCCAGCCAAGAAAGGCCCAGUCACGAAUUAUAUCAUGAGCAGGGACUGGAUUCAGUUUCCCCUCCUUGAAGAACUGGUAGAGGCAACCACCUGUGUCCAGGUGAGCAGGUGAGGGGCUUUGCCUCUUGCCAGGUCCUGUUUUUUCAGUGAAGAUGUCAUUUAAGCAAAGGCUAAUGAAGGGACCCUUUCUGCUGAGCUGCAGAGGAGCCCAAGGGGGAAGGUGAGGAUGAAUGUCUGUGGUGUCCUGGGCACAGGGAGAGGUGAGGAUGAGUGUCCCUGGUGUCCUGGGCACAGGGAGAGGUGAGGAUGAGUGUCUGUGGUAUCCUGGGCACAGGGAGAGGUGAGGAUGAGUGUCCCUGGUGUCCUGGGCACAGGAGAGGUGAGGAUGAGUGUCCCUGGUGUCCUGGGCACAGGAGAGGUGAGGAUGAAUGUCUGUGGUGUCCUGGGCACAGGGAGAGGUGAGGAUGAGUGUCCCUGGUGUCCUGGGCACAGGGAGGCAGGUGUGUGACCUUGGACUACCUGUGCAUCCCAGGGUCCUUCCUUGAGGUGAGCUGAGGAGUCCCAGUGCCCUCUGGGGGGCUGAACCCCUGUACUGUGUGAAGCCAGGAAAGAAGAUGGUGAGGAAGAGUGAGGUUUCCCAGGAUAAAUGCUUCCCCAGGCUGAGUGCCAUGGGAGGAAGGGCAAUAGCCCCAGAAUCCCCUGAGUGUAAUUAGGCCUGGCCUUUGCAGCAGUCCAUCUAUCCUUGGUUUGUGCGCCUCCAAUAAAUAUCAUUAUUCCCUUGGCAUUUGAAUCAUGGAAUCUGACACAGCAAAGCCCAUUGCUUUUUAUUCCCAUUUCAUGCAAAACCCUCACAUUGUUUAUUGCUUCAGAUUUUCUGAGAAACUGCAGCAACUUCCUUGGCUUUUGUUCCAACAAGAAACCACUCUGGUUUUCAGCUGAACACCUGUGGAUGUGUCUGACCUGAACAGAAAUGCUCCUGCUGCAUCCUGUGCAAAGUGCUGCUCCUUGAGGUGCUCAGGGCUGUAGCACCAGGUUUUCCUAACCCCAGGGUGUGCAGAGGCACACCAAGUUCCCAGGCAGGGUCCAAGUCACACCCUGAGCUAAAAGCUGUAUGUGAGAACUUCACGGCUGGGGUCUCACUGUGGUCAGGAAAGCAGAAAGGAGGGAGAGCUGCAGGCAGGUGACCCCAUGAGUGCACAGAGUUGCUGUGAACAUCUCCCUUUAUCCAGGACACCAGUGUCUCCUGAGAGAGGGAUACCUGAGUGCUCAGCCCUUCAAAGGCAAGGCACUACCUCAACACCACAAGGUCCUGCUGGGAGCUGUGUUCUUCUGCCCCUUUCCUUGCUGGUGCUGUAGUUCCCUCUGCCCUCCCACAGCCUGGCCGCGUCAAACCAGGCUCCAGCAGCUGCCAGUGGUGCACAGGCUGUGUCUGCACAGGGUGGGGUGCAGCUGUCAGCUGCUGUCCAGGAGCUCCCACUCCUCUGUCUCUCACUUCUCCGUGACAGUGAUGCUGAGGUGCCACUUUGCCAUUUCCUUCUCAUUCAGCACAGAAAGAGUUUUUGUGGGUGGUCAGGAUGCCUGGUGGCCCCACCGCGCCUCUCCCUGCACACUGGUGCUGUAAAAAGGGGUGGAGAGUCUUCAAGGACUGGAUGGGAUGGAGGAGACCUGCAGAGGUUACCUCAUCCCAGUGCCAUGUCCCACAUCAGCACCUACUUCAACAAUUUCCAUGACAGACAUCAUCAUUUCCCUUGGAUUUAUACCACAGAAUCAUGAAAUGGGUCAGGUGGGACUUUAAAGCUCAUCUCAUUCCAGCCCCCCCUUCCACUAGACCAGGUUUCCCCAGCCCCAUCCAGCCUGGCCCUGGACACCCCAGGGCUGCCUUGCUUUAAGGACCCUGCAGGUGUUUGUUGUCUCUGCACAAGAGAUCCUCAGUCCCAUGUCUGGUGCUCCAAGCCCUGUCCAGGCCAGUCCUGCCCUCCUGGGGAUUCCCUGGGGCUCCCAGAUGCUCUGGAAUGGAGUGAAUGAGGCACAGAGCAAGGACCCUCUCACCCAGCAGGAAGGAGCUGGGGGGUAGGAAUUAACAAAAAAAAAAUUAUCCCCAAACUUUCAUGGCUUUGUUCUGAUUAUUUCACUCUUUUCACUAAUAUUUAAUGUCGAUUCUCCCUCCAAGCCUGUUCAUGAAUCAAACUUUGCAAAAAAGGAUGACUUUUGAACCUUUCUUUUGGAGGAAGCAAACAUGAUUACUCUCCUCCCACCCACCAAGAUGUGUGCACAGACCACUGCUUUUUCCUUGUGAAAAGUCAGUAAUUUUUUUGGAUGAAAUUCCAUCUCUGCUGAAUUCUGUGAGGUGAACCAUGGAUCUUCAUUUUUAAGUCUCUUGAUUAACCGCAGAAGUCAUAGCAGCUGCUUGUAAAGGCAAAAGACUGACUGAGCCAAGAGGCAGAAGGGGAGAAAAUUUUCUUUUUAGGAAUUACUCCAUUCCUGAGGACUUCCAUAAGCACAAAGAAGAAUCCUGGGAAAAAGAAAGGAAAAAAACCACAAUUAACCAGUCAGACAUUCUACUUUAUUUUUUGGGUGCACAGCACCACUGGCAGUGGUUGGCAGCCCUGAACCCUGUGAAAUAUUGUGUGUGUACUUCCCCUUGUCAUGUCAUGUCAUGUGCAGCGUUGUCCAGGCUGGAGCAGAGCUGGGAGGGACACCAGGGCUGGGGAAGGUGCUGGAGCAGGAGCCCCAGGUGGGGAGGGUGGUGGCUGCCAGCCCAACCCGGGGUCAGACUGUACUUACCUUUUCUGUAAUGUCAGUAUCUAAACAUAUCCCUGAAUAAAGCACACACGUUUUCCUGA
Messenger RNA from Oenanthe melanoleuca, 5565 nucleotides. RefSeq names its product GDNF family receptor alpha-4. Gene Ontology annotation, cellular component: external side of plasma membrane; signaling receptor complex. The record is from RefSeq and is a predicted model, not a curated record. Gene Ontology annotation, biological process: nervous system development. Gene Ontology annotation, molecular function: glial cell-derived neurotrophic factor receptor activity. The transcript has 9 exons. Lineage: Eukaryota; Metazoa; Chordata; Aves; Passeriformes; Muscicapidae. The coding region runs from base 334 to 1617 and encodes 427 amino acids.